GCGGGGCGUCACGACGGGUCACGACAUGGACGAAGACCGCAUGCAUGCGAGACACUAGGCUGCCCGCCACGAAGCAGCGGGUGCAUACACGUAAUACCGAUGCUGUACUCUCAAGCAAGUACACUCUUACUGCUUGCGGCAUUCGUUGUCGGCCCCACCACACUGGUGUGCAGCGAGGGGCACGGCGAGCCAGGGGUGCUGCGGGCAAAUACACAUUUAGAAGCACAGGUGGCCAGCUUGGACGGAACACCACUACUGUUUUCGUUCGCGGGCUUGAAGCCCCUGACGUCCUACGAAGUCCGCGUCUCUUAUCCUGCAACGACGCCGGCUAUAAUCCAUUUGCGCUUGGCCGCUGGGGAGCUGCAUCGGGGACAGAGCCGGAGGCUCCUUGACACCGAAAAGCUAAUCUUCUCCACGGACGCCAGCGGCAACGCACAGGGCAUCCCGGACGCGCUCGUCGAGCUGCGAGCCACUGGGCGGUUCGUGCACAGAGACGGCCCAGGAGCUGGACCGAAGCGUCUCGUGUUUAACAUCGUCUGCCAGGAGCUGUUGCUGGGGGCCGUACCCACCGACACACUCCCCGCCAUCUUUGCCUGCGUGCUGCUCGUGGUGGCCGGCUGGUCCUGUGCACCGUACUUCUCGGGGCGCGUGGUGCCGCGCUUGCUGAGCUGGGUGCUGGAGGGUCGCUGAGCCGUGGCAGCAGCAGCAGUAGCUAGCAACAGUACAGCAGCACCCAGUAACUCCACCUGCAA
This is a messenger RNA of Chlamydomonas reinhardtii, 752 nucleotides long. RefSeq lists its product as uncharacterized. The transcript has 7 exons. The record is from RefSeq and is a predicted model, not a curated record. Lineage: Eukaryota; Viridiplantae; Chlorophyta; Chlorophyceae; Chlamydomonadales; Chlamydomonadaceae. Bases 100 to 690 code for a protein of 196 amino acids.